Messenger RNA from Australozyma saopauloensis, 1146 nucleotides. RefSeq names its product purine-nucleoside phosphorylase. The record is from RefSeq and is a predicted model, not a curated record. Gene Ontology annotation, cellular component: endoplasmic reticulum. Bases 1 to 1146 code for a protein of 381 amino acids. Gene Ontology annotation, biological process: transmembrane transport. The transcript has a single exon. Lineage: Eukaryota; Fungi; Ascomycota; Pichiomycetes; Serinales; Metschnikowiaceae.
AUGAGACUUUCUGGUGCUGCUGCCUCGUUGGCAUUUUUCAUGGCAGCUUCUGCCCUGCCAAUCUCUAUGUUCAACUCCAAAAGAGAUUACCCUCCCGUUAUCUCCCCAAAAGUUUUCGUGAUCAAUAUGUUUGAGUACGAAGCAAAGCCUUGGUUGAAGGCCAUGGAUUUCCCUAACAACGUCACGACCCCAGGCUUAUCUCCAUUAUAUCCAGAUAUUUACUGUAAUGAGGAAUUUUCUGUAUGUGAAAUGACCACUGGCGAAGGUGAGAUCAAUGCUUCCGGUUCAAUGACUGCCUUGGGUUUGUCUCCAAUGUUCAACCUCACCCAAACUUACUUCUUGAUUUCCGGAAUCGGUGGUGGUGAGCCUCAAUUUACCACCAUGGGUUCGGUGACUUUUGCCAAAUACGCAGUUCAAGUUGCUUUGCAAUACCAGGUCUCAUACCAAGAGUUCAUCACCACAAACAAAAACUGGACUUCUGGCUACUGGGGCUAUGGUGUCUCCGACCCUUGGACGUACCCUGCCAAUGUCUAUGGAACUGAGGUUUUUGAGCUCAAUGAGAGCUUGAGAGACCGUGCUGUUGAGUUGGCAGAAACAGUUGAUUUGGACAAUGGUACUGACCAGAACGCUGUGAACAGAUUGUUGUACGAUCAAGAUGCUGCGCGCGCACUUCCUGCUGUUGUGAAGUGUGAUGUUCUCACCUCCGACAACUAUUUCACUGGUAACGUUUUGGGCGACUACUUCUCGGCCUAUGCAUCUAUGAUGACAAACGGAACUGCUCAAUACUGUUCUACUGCUCAGGAAGACAAUGCCUCUUUGGAGGCCCUUACUAGAUUGUCUCAAGCAGGCCUUGUCGAUUUCGCAAGAGUUGUGGUCAUGAGAACUAUCUCUGAUUUCACACGCCCUCCUCCAUCAAGAGCAAACGAUACUGUUGCAUGGUUCAAUGAUCCUCAAAGUGGAGGAGCUUCUGCAGCUUUUGCUAACUUGCCAAUUGCAGGCAUGCCCUUCGUCGAAGAUGUUUUGAACAAUUGGGAUACCAUUUACCUGACUGGAGAAACAUACGCUCCAAAGAACUACAUCGGCGAUCUCUUUGCUACCCUUGGUGGCGAACCAAACUUCGGAAAGACUUCUUUCGAAGUUGCUUAG